Molecule: messenger RNA, 6949 nt
Organism: Oncorhynchus masou masou (cherry salmon)
Lineage: Eukaryota; Metazoa; Chordata; Actinopteri; Salmoniformes; Salmonidae
Product: TBC1 domain family member 15-like
Exons: 17
Coding region: 131-2308 (725 amino acids)
Biological process (GO): activation of GTPase activity
Molecular function (GO): GTPase activator activity
Source: RefSeq, a predicted model, not a curated record
UGUUCCCUGGCAAAUGUUUGCGGAAGUGGAAGCUUGAACAAAUAACAGUUCAAUUAAUAAUCUCUGUUGUAUGCGAGAUACACUCAACUUUUUCAAUGAUCUCGUUAUUUGCGUCGUUGGUUUACAAUGAAUGUGUCAAAAAUCAGCAACACACAUUGACGAGUAUUUAGUUAUUUAUUCUGCCCUCCCCUCCCAAAACAACUGGAAACGUGUGAGCUGUCCUACUACGUCGUCAGCUGAGACAGGCGACAUGGCGACUUCAGCGGGCUUCAAGGUUCUAUAUGAGCAUGAUGGAGUUUUUAUACACACCGACCCAGAAAGUAGUGAGGAGCAGGAUUCUCUGACUUCGGGAUCCCUGCGUGUCCUGGACCAGGAUGGAGACAUAGUGCUGGAAUAUAAACCCGUGGAACAUGUUGACCACUCUGCCAUGCUGUGUGCUGCCAAGGAGUCGAGCUCUGUGUUUGAAUGGGGACAGCGGCACCAGGGUCCAAGCCAAGACCCAGGAGACAAGCCUACCAGGCAGGUGGAGCACCAGCUGAGCUGUGAGACAGAAUGGGACAUGGUUCACACUGUUCAGUUCAGGAAGAAACCCAGCAACAAUGAAGGUGCUCCUCCUCAACCCGCUCCCAUCCCAGAGAAGAGUAAGGGUUCCCGGCUGUUGUUCCGUCUCAGUGACCUGGCCUCGGUCAGGGUGAAGGAGGAGGGCUGGUCCUACCUGGUGUUCACCCUCAGAGACAGCAACAUGGGGGUUGAGCUGCCUGCCCUACACUUUCACCAGGGAGGUAGUGAAGUCUUCCUGGACUGUCUCAGGAAGUACAUGCUGCUGACAGAGUCUACCACAGAUGCCUCCCUCCUCCAGGUCAGCCCCCACAGCAGAGCUCUGUCCCAGUCCUUUGAGAACCUGCUAGAUGAGACCACCUUCGGACUUAUUACGAAGUUUUCCCAGGACCCAGUCACCACUACGCUGGGUGGUUUCUCCAAGGUGACCAACUACCUGUUUGACGCGUUCCGGGGUCCAGACACGGUGCUACUGAAGCAGAGGCCUGUCGGGGAGGUGGCAGACCUGCUGAAUGAGACCAUACCUGGUCUGGACAUCAACCAGCUGGAGGAACCAGGCUUUGAGGUUAUCACCAGGAUUGAUCUUGGCGUGCUGCCAGAGGUCCGGCGUAGGGAGCCUGUUGGGGCGAAGGAGUGGAACACCAACAUGGACCCCGAGGGACGCAUGAGGAACAUCUCACACCUCAAACAGACCAUUUUCAAAGGGGGUCUGUGUCACGUGUUGAGGAAGGAGGGAUGGAAGUUUCUGCUGGGCUACUUCCCCUGGGAGAGCACCCUGGAGGAGAGGAGGAGUCUGACCAGGAGGAAAACGGAUGAGUACUUCCGUAUGAAGCUCCAGUGGAAGUCAGUGAGUGAGGAGCAGGAGAAACGCAACAGCAUGUUUAGAGACCACAGGAGUCUAAUAGAGAAAGACGUGAACAGGACAGAUCGGACCAACACUUUCUACGAAGGACAAGACAACCCCGGACUGAUCCUGCUGCACGAUGUCCUCAUGACCUACUGCAUGUAUGACUUUGACCUGGGCUAUGUCCAGGGUAUGAGUGACCUGCUGUCUCCGAUCCUCUAUGUGAUGGAGGACGAGGUGGACGCCUUCUGGUGCUUUGUCUCCUUCAUGGACCAGAUGCACCAAAACUUUGAGGAGCAGAUGCAGGGAAUGAAGACUCAACUGAUCCAGCUCAGCACUCUGCUACGACUACUGGACCUGUCCUUCUGGAACCACCUGGUGGCCCAGGACUCUGGUCACCUGUACUUCUGCUUCCGCUGGCUCCUGAUUCGCUUCAAGAGAGAACUGAGUUUCCCUGAUGUCCUGCGUCUUUGGGAGGUAAUGUGGACCGGGCUGCCAUGCCAGAACUUCCACCUGCUGGUGUGCUGUGCCAUCCUGGACUCAGAGAAACACCAGAUUAUGGAGAAACAAUAUGGCUUCAAUGAGAUCCUCAAGCUCAUAAAUGAACUGUCGAUGAAACUGGACAUCGUGGCCAUCCUCAACAAAGCUGAAGCUAUAUGCCUGCAGCUGAAGAGUUGUAAGGAUUUGCCCAACUCCGUGGUUGAGAUGCUUGGAUUCAACAGCACAGACACUGAGUCAUCAUCCCAGUCAGAAGACACUGAGAGAACGGACAGACCGGACUCUCCCGAACCUUCGACACCGUCAGACGACCAGCAGGACUUAGUCUCUGAGCACAACCCCGGCGGCAACAGCAGACACUUACGGGACGCGGCGCGUGACGUUUACAAAUUAGCCUACAUAUCGUAGCCAGCCUGGCUAACAGUCGUCUCUCGUCCAGUGAGAGAUUUGGUUCUGGUGGUUGAGACGAGGCUCACAGCCUAGUGGAAAAGGUGGAUUGCCUCUCUCCCACCUCACAGACCGAGGAGAGAUAGGAAACGGCUUCUCAGGGCAGUAUCUUUCUAAUAGAGCCCAAGAGGUAUUCAUUUAAAGGAAGUUUUUCAAAUCAAAUAAUUUUUUGUAAUGAUUCUCUGUCUGUUAAUCGUCAAAUUUUUCUUGUUCGAUGGUGGUCUUUGAGUUUUUAGGAUAUUGUUCCUUAUUACCCCUGGACUCCAAGGUAUUUAGUGUUCAUCAGAUUGCUCCUUAUUGCCCCUGACUCCCAGGUAUUUAGUGUUCAGCAGAUUGCUCCUUAUUGCCCCUGACUCCAAGGUAUUUAUUGUUCAGCAGAUUGUCCCUUAUUGCCCCUGACUCCCAGGUAUUUAGUGUUCAGCAGAUUGUCCCUGACUCCAAGGUAUUUAGUGUUCAGCAGAUUGCUCCUUAUUGCCCCUGACUCCCAGGUAUUUAGUGUUCAGCAGAUUGUUCCUGACUCCCAGGUAUUUAGUGUUCAGCAGAUUGUUCCUUAUUGCCCCUGACUCCCAGGUAUUUAGUGUUCAGCAGAUUGCUCCUUAUUGCCCCUGACUCCCAGGUAUUUAGUGUUCAGCAGAUUGUUCCUGACUCCAAGGUAUUUAGUGUUCAGCAGAUUGUCCCUUAUUGCCCCUGACUCCCAGGUAUUUAGUGUUCAGCAGAUUGUUCCUGACUCCAAGGUAUUUAGUGUUCAGCAGAUUGUCCCUUAUUGCCCCUGACUCCCAGGUAUUUAGUGUUCAGCAGAUUGUUCCUGACUCCAAGGUAUUUAGUGUUCAGCAGAUUGUCCCUUAUUGCCCCUGACUCCCAGGUAUUUAGUGUUCAGCAGAUUGCUCCUUAUUGCCCCUGACUCCCAGGUAUUUAGUGUUCAGCAGAUUGUCCCUUAUUGCCCCUGACUCCCAGGUAUUUAGUGUUCAGCAGAUUGUCCCUUAUUGCCCCUGACUCCCAGGUAUUUAGUGUUCAGCAGAUUGCUCCUUAUUGCCCCUGACUCCCAGGUAUUUAGUGUUCAGCAGAUUGUUCCUGACUCCAAGGUAUUUAGUGUUCAGCAGAUUGUCCCUUAUUGCCCCUGACUCCCAGGUAUUUAGUGUUCAGCAGAUUGUCCCUUAUUGCCCCUGACUCCCAGGUAUUUAGUGUUCAGCAGAUUGUUCCUGACUCCAAGGUAUUUAGUGUUCAGCAGAUUGCUCCUUAUUGCCCCUGACUCCCAGGUAUUUAGUGUUCAGCAGAUUGUUCCUGACUCCAAGGUAUUUAGUGUUCAGCAGAUUGUCCCUUAUUGCCCCUGACUCCCAGGUAUUUAGUGUUCAGCAGAUUGUUCCUGACUCCAAGGUAUUUAGUGUUCAGCAGAUUGCUCCUUAUUGCCCCUGACUCCCAGGUAUUUAGUGUUCAGCAGAUUGUCCCUUAUUGCCCCUGACUCCCAGGUAUUUAGUGUUCAGCAGAUUGCUCCUUAUUGCCCCUGACUCCCAGGUAUUUAGUGUUCAGCAGAUUGUUCCUGACUCCAAGGUAUUUAGUGUUCAGCAGAUUGUCCCUUAUUGCCCCUGACUCCCAGGUAUUUAGUGUUCAGCAGAUUGUUCCUGACUCCAAGGUAUUUAGUGUUCAGCAGAUUGUCCCUUAUUGCCCCUGACUCCCAGGUAUUUAGUGUUCAGCAGAUUGUUCUUUAUUGCCCCUGACUAUAAGGUAUUUCGUGUUCAGCAGAUUGUCCCUUAUUGCCCCUGACUCCCAGGUAUUUUGUGUUCAGCAGAUUGCUCCUUAUUGCCCCCGACUCCCAGGUAUUUAGUGUUCAGCAGAUUGUCCCUUAUUGCCCCUGACUCCCAGGUAUUUAGUGUUCAGCAGAUUGUCCCUUAUUGCCCCUGACUCCAAGGUAAUUAGUGUUCAGCAGAUUGUUCUUUAUUGCCCCUGACUAUAAGGUAUUUAGUGUUCAGCAGAUUGCUCCUUAUUGCCCCUGACUCCAAGGUAUUUAGUGUUCAGCAGAUUGUUCCUUAUUGCCCCUGGACUCCUAGGUAUUUAGUGUUCAGCAGAUUGCUCCUUAUUACCCCUGGACUCCUAGGUAUUUAGUGUUCAGCAGAUUGCUCCUUAUUACCUUGUUAAUCUUGACUUGACUUGUUAAUCGCUCCAGAAUCGUGUGAAUAGUCAAACAUAAUGCUGAAGUAGUUGACAUUUAAAUAGAGGUGGAAGUGCUGAGGAAUGGAUAAGGUUUUAUAUAAACAGGGCUUAUUAUAUCUCACUGCAGUAUUCAGCUAAUAGGAGCCCUGCUGUAGGUGUAAUUCAAUUAGAACUAUUUAAUGAAGAUGUGGCUGUAUUAUCUCAAGGCAAGGCCCCUCUCCUCUACCAACUGAAAAUGCUUUUCUGCCCUGCAGCCUAUUGCCAUGGGUUUUACACAGUGUACAAAACAUUAAGAACACCUGGUCUUUACAUGACAUAGACUGACCAGGUGAAUCCAGGUGAAAGAUAUGAUCCCUUGUUGAUUUCACUUGUUAAAUCCUCUUCAAUCAGUGUAGAUGAAGGGGAGGAGACAGGUUAAAUAAGGGUUUUUAAGCCUUGAGACAUGGAUUGUGUGCCAUUCAGAUGGUGAAGGGUCAAGGCAAAAUAUUUAAGUGCCUUUGAACGGGGUAUGGUAGUAGGCGCCAGAACUGCAACGCUGCUGGAUUUUUCAACAGUUUCCGUGUGUAUUGACAAUGGUCCACCAUCCAAAGGACAUUCAGCCAACUUGAGACAACUGUGGGGAACAUUGCAGUCAACAUGGACCAGCAUCCCUGUGGAACGCUUUCGACACCUUGUAGAGUCCACGCCCCAACGAAUUGAGGCUGUUCUGAGGGCGAAAGGGGAUUGCAAUUCAAUGUUAAGAAAGUGUUCCUAAUGUUUUGUCCACUCAGUGGUUUUCUAUCCCGCUGCCUUUCCUGACAUGUGAUUUGGUAAGACAUGAUUUAGGAACAGUGCCUGUCCAGGGGCAGAACGACAGAUUUGUACCUUGUCAGCUCGGGGAUUUGAACUUGCAACCUUUUGGUUACCAGUCCAACGCUCUAACCACUAGGCUACCCUGCCGCCCCAUGUCAUUCUGUUUUUGAAUCCAUAUUGUUAAUCGCACUAGACUGUGUGGGUUGGCAUGGUGAUAAUGUAUGUACAAGUAGUUAGCUGUCUGUUCCUCUGGACUGGAGGGUUCCCAGAAGUUACUUCAACAAACACCCAACCUUACAGCAACGUUUUUUUUUUAAAUGAUGUAGAGUUCAUGCUUAGCCAACCAUGAGGCCUUUGUCAACAUAUACAGACAGACUUGCUUCCCAUGUACUCCUUUAUAUAAUCUGUUAGCUUCACUCACCUCCCAAAACGUAGUGAAUUCUUGGUGUGUUUAAAAUGGACACGUCUUACUUCUGUGGGGAAGAUUGUAAAGGAGUUGAUGUCGUCAUUGAUUAUGUUGGGGAAGAUUGUAAAGGAGUUGAUGUAGUUAUUGAUUAUGUUGAGGAAGAUUGUAAAGGAGUUGAUGUAGUUAUUGAUUAUAUUGGGGAAGAUUGUAAAGGAGUUGAUGUAGUCAUUGAUUAUAUUGGGGAAGAUUGUAAAGGAGUUGAUGUAGUCAUUGAUUAUGUUGGGGAAGAUUGUAAAGCAGUUGAUGUAGUCAUUGAUUAUAUUGGGGAAGAUUGUAAAGGAGUUGAUGUCGUCAUUGAUUAUAUUGGGGAAGAUUGUAAAGGAGUUGAUGUCGUCAUUGAUUAUAUUGGGGAAGAUUGUAAAGGAGUUGAUGUAGUCAUUGAUUAUAUUGGGGAAGAUUGUAAAGGAGUUGAUGUAGUCAUUGAUUAUAUUGGGGAAGAUUGUAAAGGAGUUGAUGUCGUCAUUGAUUAUGUUGGGGAAGUUUGUAAAGGAGUUGAUGUCGUCAUUGAUUAUAUUGGGGAAGAUUGUAAAGGAGUUGAUGUAGUCAUUGAUUAUAUUGGGGAAGAUUGUAAAGGAGUUGAUGUCGUCAUUGAUUGUGUUGGGGAAGAUUGUAAAGGAGUUGAUGUCGUCAUUGAUUGUGUUGGGGAAGAUUGUAAAGGAGUUGAUGUAGUCAUUGAUUAUAUUGGGGAAGAUUGUAAAGGAGUUGAUGUCGUCAUUGAUUGUGUUGGGGAAGAUUGUAAAGGAGUUGAUGUCGUCAUUGAUUAUGUUAGGGAAGAUUGUAAAGGAGUUGAUGUCGUCAUUGAUUAUGUUGGGGAAGAUUGUAAAGCAGUUGAUGUAGUCAUUGAUUAUGUUGGGGAAGAUUGUAAAGGAGUUGAUGUCGUCAUUGAUUGUGUUGGGGAAGAUUGUAAAGGAGUUGAUGUAGUCAUUGAUUAUGUUGGGGAAGAUUGUAAAGGAGUUGAUGUCGUCAUUGAUUAUGUUGGGGAAGACUGUAAAGGAGUUGAUGUAGUCAUUGAUUAUGUUGCAUGAUGAAAGUCUCUUCAAGUGAUUUAUCAGAAACAGCAAUGCUGGAAGACUGUUCGUACCUGAAUCUUUCUGUGUACAGAUUUGUCUAUUGCAGCAGUUUGUACUGUAUUUAUAUUUGAUACCAUCUUUCACAACCAAUUAUGUUUUGAAAUCUUUUAAAGAAGCUGAAAUUCA